Molecule: messenger RNA, 507 nt
Organism: Lottia gigantea (owl limpet)
Lineage: Eukaryota; Metazoa; Mollusca; Gastropoda; Lottiidae
Exons: 4
Coding region: 1-507 (168 amino acids)
Source: RefSeq, a predicted model, not a curated record
AUGGAAAAUUCAAGAAAUGUUAAAAUUAUCACAGGUUUAUCAAAGGAAAUAUUUCAAACAGAAAUUUAUCCACAGAGAAAGCCAGUGAUACUAAGAGGUGUUGAUAUCGGGGAUUGUAAAGAAAAAUGGACGAAAGAGUAUCUCGCUGAAAAUGGCGGCUCCGUGGAAGUUAAAAUUCAUGUUUCUAAAACCCAUCAGAUGGAUUUUAUCCAUAAGAAUUUUUUGUACAGAUCAUUACCAUUUAAUGAGCUGCUGAGGAGAGCAAGUGAAGAAAAACAUACAGAAUAUUUUAUUGAUGAGAAUGAAAAAUAUUAUCUACGUGCGUUGGGUACUGGUGAUCCACGGAAAGAUAUAGCAGACAUUCGCAAUGAUUUUCCCAACCUGGCCAAAGAUAUAGUUAUACCCGAACUCUUUGACGCAUCACAAUUUUUCUCAAGUGUGUUGAGGGUGGCUUCGAAAUCAAUGCAGCUAUGGACCCAUUAUGACGUAACUCGGUUUUUCAUCUAA